AUGGCGAAGAAUUCUGAAAGUGAAGAACCGCUGUUCGAAACCAGGAAAGCAAGCGCCAAACUGAUCACGUGCCACAGGAUUUACGCUGCUUCAGUGCUGGCAGGGAUUCUUCUCAUCUGGACUUACAGAGCUCUCCUCAUCCAUGCCUCGUCUGCUUCUGCAGGAAUGUUUGGGGCUGAGUUGUGGUUCGGUCUCUACUGGAUCAUCACUCAAUCGCAACGAUGGAAUCCGAUCCACCGUCGCACCUUCAAGCAUCGACUCGCUCAAAGGUAUGGCAACGAGAAGUUACCUAGAGUCGAUGUAUUCGUCUGCACAGCUGAUCCGGAAAUGGAACCCCCGACGAUGGUCAUCAACACUGUUUUAUCUCUCAUGGCUUACGAUUACCCGCCGGAGAAGCUCUCUGUCUAUCUUUCCGAUGAUGCUGGAUCGGAAGCUACAUUCUACGCCCUCCUCGAGGCUUCACGCUUCGCCAGGGAAUGGAUACCUUAUUGCCGGAAGUUCAACAUCGAGCCACGGUCACCGGAGGCCUAUUUCCGGGAGGUGCUUACAAACUUGGGAAGAGAUCAAUCUCACCAUUUGGCUUCAGUUAAGGAGAUGUUUGAGAGCAUGGAGAGGAGGAUAGAGCUCGCCGGAAAGCUCAAAAGAGGAUCGAAAACUGCAUUCAUGGCCAAGGAGCACAGAGGAUUUUCUAAGUGGGAAUCCUUUUCAUCUAGAAACGAUCAUGACACGAUACUCCAUAUUCUGAUAGAUGGAAGAGAAGCGGAAGAGAAGGACUCGGAAGGGUGGGGAAUGCCGAGUCUAGUCUAUUUGGCGCGCGAGAAGCGACCCCAGCAUUUCCAUAACUUCAAAGCCGGAGCUAUGAAUGCUCUGAUAAGGGUGUCGUCCGAAAUCAGCAACGGGCCUAUAAUUCUGAACGUCGACUGCGACAUGUAUUCAAACAACUCUCAGUCGAUAAAAGACGCAUUGUGUUUCUUGGUGGACGAGGAGAAAGGCCGCGAGAUCGCUUAUGUUCAGUUUCCACAGAAGUUCUACAACCUCACUAGGAACGAAAUCUACGGAGGCUCAAUUAGAGUGAUUAGUGAGGUCGAAUUCCACGGUUUGGAUGGCUGUGGAGGUCCUGCGUACAUCGGGACAGGCUGCUUUCAUAGAAGGGACACUCUAUGUGGGAAAUACCCGGCUAAGGAAUAUACAGUUGAUAUGGAACAGAGUAGGGCCCCAGAAAAGGGGGAGAGUACAACUCAUCUGGAAGAAAGAAUCGCCGAGCUAGCGAGUUGCACGUUCGAGAAGAACACCCUGUGGGGGCGCGAGAUGGGCGUAAAGUACGGGUGCCUUGUCGAAGACAUGCUCACCGGGCUCUCAAUCCAGUCACGAGGGUGGAAAUCUGUUUAUUUCAAUCCUAAGAGGACAGCUUUCCUAGGUUUAGCUACUACAACGCUCGAACAAACAUUAGUACAGCACAAGAGGUGGUCUGAAGGAGACCUACAGAUUUUUCUGUCGAGACACAACCCGGUGUGGAUUGGACUCGGCCGGAUAAGUGUUGGCCUUAUGAUGGGAUACUCGGUUUACUUCCUGUGGGCACUCAAUUGCUUCGCAACGCUGUACUACUCGGUGAUACCUUCCCUAUAUCUCCUCAAAGGCAUCGCUUUAUUCCCACAGGUCUCGAGCGCGUGGUUUCUACCAUUCGCCUAUGUGAUCAUAGCCGUGCAUGUAUAUAGUUUCUACGAGUAUCUUUCAUCGGGAGGAACAGUUCUAGGGUGGUGGAAUGAGCAAAGAAUGUGGCUCUACAAAAGGACAACUUCGUACCUAUUCGCAACAAUCGACACAUUAUUGAGGUUGGCGGGCUAUACACAGUCAGGCUUUGUACUAUCGAGCAAAGUAUCAGAUGAGGAUUCGCUACGUAGGUACGAGCAAGAGAAGAUAGAGUUUGGAACAAAUUCUACCAUGUUUACCAUACUGUCAACACUCGCAGCUAUCAAUCUGGUUUGUCUAUCCGGAAUGGUUACAAAGGUGGUAGUGAUUGGGGCAGGGAAGGGUGGCGAAGUCAUGGUGGGGCAGAUUGUUUUAUGUGUAGCUUUGGUUUCGAUCAAUCUGCCAUUGUACAAUGCAGCUGUAGUGAGAAAGGAUAAGGGGAGAAUACCAACCUCCAUCACACAUAAAUCCAUCGCUAUAGCUAUCUCUUUAUGUGCUACUUAUGCUUUUUUGACGUGAAAUAGUUGUUAGAUUUGAUAUUUUGUACCCAAACUAAACUCGUCAAAUCAUCAAGACAAUGUGUUACGGAAAUUCCAGGAAAUUAAACGAGACAACAAAGACAAAAGAACACAAUAAUUUGGUAACC
Messenger RNA from Andrographis paniculata, 2335 nucleotides. Its product is annotated as cellulose synthase-like protein E1. Lineage: Eukaryota; Viridiplantae; Streptophyta; Magnoliopsida; Lamiales; Acanthaceae. Gene Ontology annotation, biological process: plant-type primary cell wall biogenesis; cellulose biosynthetic process. Gene Ontology annotation, molecular function: mannan synthase activity; cellulose synthase (UDP-forming) activity. The record is from RefSeq and is a predicted model, not a curated record. Gene Ontology annotation, cellular component: plasma membrane; trans-Golgi network.